GAACAGCUGCGGGGAGGGACAGCGGGUGAGCUGGGCCGACGAGGGGCCCCCUUGCCCUCCGCAGCGCCCCCAAAACCAACCCCGUGCCCCCUCAAACUUCCCCCACGCCCGCCCCGACGCUGCCUCUCGGGGUGGCACACGAUUCACUCAGGGGGGGCGACCUGGACAACCUCCGGCCCCUCUCACUCCUUCCCCAUAUGUUCCACCCUCUGCGCCCCUCGGCCACCUCUGUAUCGCCCCGACACCUUCCGUGUGCCCUCACACCUCAUGGGUCCCUCCCCCCGCCCGCCCUUCUCUUCACCGGAACGGCCUCCCCGCACCCCAAAUCCCUCCGGGGCCUAAGCUCACACGCGCCCCUCGGGCCUUCCCCCUACCCCAGGCCUGUCCCCCGCCCUCCUUCCAGGGCCCACCCCCGACCCCAGGCCGGUCCCACCCCCCCGGUGCCCCCCCCCGGUCCCGGUGCCCCCCCGGCCCCCCCCGCACCGCCGCCGCCUUUCCCGCCUGCGCAGCGCGAAUCGCGCGGAACCGCAGCCGCCGGAAGUCGAGGGGUACUUCCGCAAUGGCGCCGCGCCACGCCGCGCCGGCGCCCCCUGGCGGCGGGGAGGACAGGGGCAGCCGGAGGACCCCGCCCACAGAGGCGGCGGGGGCGGGGCCAGAGCGGCCUCUCUCCCUCCCGCCGCUCUGCCCCGCCCAGCACCACAGAGAUGAUGGGCCGGCGAUGCCGGACAGCGCCGGGCGAGCCCCGUGACGUCACCGCGGGGGGACCCACCCACCCCCCCCAAACCCGGGGCGCCCCAAAGUGGGGGGACCGGACCCCCAGAGCGGGGCACCCCCGAAACCCGCGGGCCGCGCACACGGGGCACCCCUCCUGCGCCCCCCCCGCGGGGGUGUGUCGUUUCCCCCCCCCCAAACCGGGCACCCCCAGAGUGGGGCGCCCCCCGCGCCCUCCGUGCACCCCAACGCGGGUUGGGGUCCCGGGUGUCCGGAGGGGGAACCCCAAAAGGGGGAUCCCACCGCAGGGACCCCCGGGCAGGACCCUGCCUGCCCCCCUUCUCCAUCUCCCCACGAAGGGGGGGGCGACCCCUCCCGCCCCCCCGGGCUGUGCCCCCGCCCCCGGCCCCCGCCCUGCCCCCGCCUCCGCCCGCCCGCCCGCACCGCCCCGGCUUCCCGCACCCCUGCGGGCUGCUGCCCACACCCUGCCAGUCCCCGCGUCCUGCUGGUACCCCUGCCCGCACCCCUGCCCGCACCCCUGCCCGUACGCCUGCCUGCACGCCUGCCUGCACCCGCGCCCGCACCCGCACCCGCACCCGCACCCUGCCCUGCCCGCAUCCCUCCUCACUGCCCGCACCGCUACCCUGCCCUGCCCUUCCCGCAUCACCCUCCGCUCCUGCCUUGCCCUGCCCGCAUCCCCGCCGCCGGCCGCCCCCCUCCCACCCCGCGCCGCCCAUGUCCCCCCUGGGCCCCCGCACCCGCUGGGUGAGCGACUUCUUCUCGUACGAGACCACCAAGUCGGUGGUGGUGAAGAGCUGGGUGGUGGGCGCCGUCAACCGCGGCGUCCAGCUCCUCAUCCUCGCCUACUUCGUCGGGUGAGCCCCCCCCGGCACUUCCGGGACAUCCCCCCGGGACAUCCCCCGGGACCCCUUUUCCCGAGAUUCCCCCCCCCAGGACCCCCUUCCCGGCUCCGCGGGGUGUGACAGCCACUUGCUGCUGCAGCUGGGUGUUCCUCCACGAGAAAGCGUACCAGGUGCGGGACACCGCCAUCGAGUCCUCCGUGGUCACCAAGGUGAAGGGC
This is a messenger RNA of Pseudopipra pipra, 1792 nucleotides long. It is a transcript of the gene P2RX3, whose product is annotated as purinergic receptor P2X 3. The record is from RefSeq and is a predicted model, not a curated record. Gene Ontology annotation, biological process: response to ATP; calcium ion transmembrane transport. Lineage: Eukaryota; Metazoa; Chordata; Aves; Passeriformes; Pipridae. The transcript is spliced from 2 exons. Gene Ontology annotation, molecular function: ATP binding; purinergic nucleotide receptor activity; extracellularly ATP-gated monoatomic cation channel activity. Gene Ontology annotation, cellular component: plasma membrane; nuclear inner membrane. The coding region runs from base 198 to 1694 and encodes 498 amino acids.